Drosophila busckii is the source of this 1692-nucleotide messenger RNA. RefSeq names its product putative inorganic phosphate cotransporter. The transcript has 3 exons. Gene Ontology annotation, cellular component: plasma membrane. Bases 89 to 1582 code for a protein of 497 amino acids. Gene Ontology annotation, biological process: monoatomic anion transport; transmembrane transport. Lineage: Eukaryota; Metazoa; Arthropoda; Insecta; Diptera; Drosophilidae. Gene Ontology annotation, molecular function: transmembrane transporter activity. The record is from RefSeq and is a predicted model, not a curated record.
UGCCAUUGGCACUGCAAUCAGCUACAGAACGAUUUAGUCAAGCGAGCGCUAUACACAGUAGCAGAAGCAGAAGUAGAACCUCAGCGCAAUGAGCAGCCAGAGCAAAGUGUGUAAGGGUCCGGCCAUAGGCGUGCGCCACUUGCAGUCACUGCUGCUCUUCUUGGGACUGACAGUGAUGCACAUAGCGCGUCUGAAUGUGAGCGUUGCUAUAGUGGCCAUGACCAAUGCAGAGUCCACCAAUCCCGAUUUUCCGGAGCAUCACUGGACGGAGCGCCAGAAGUCGUACAUACUCUCGAGUUUCUAUUGGGGCUACAUACUCACUCUGUGUCCGGGCAGCUUUCUGUGUCGCCGCUUCGGCGCCAAGGUGGUGCUCUUCAUCGCCAGCUGCGGCACCGCCAUCUUCAGCUUCGUCACGCCCUCCAGCAUAGCCUGGGGCGGCUGGCAAGUGUUCUGCGGCAUACGCAUCGUUCAAGGUCUAUUCCAGGGCGUCAUAUUUCCCGCCGUAACUGAGCAUCUGGCUGUUUGGUCGCCGCCGGAGGAGCGCAACCGCCUGGGCGCCUUCAGCUACACAGGCUCGGACUGUGGCACGGUUCUGGCCAUGUUUAUAAGCGGCAUGAUUGCCAAAGGCCCAUUGGGCUGGCCGGGCAUUUCGUAUGUGUCGGGCGCGCUCUGUGGCGCCUGGUGCAUACUUUGGCUCAUUUGCGGCGCCAACAAUGCGACCGAGUCGCGCUUCAUCAGCGAUGCGGAGUGCAAGUACAUUGAGUCCUCACUGCAGCAUUCAGAUGAUUUCCACGCACGAAACAUUCCCAUACCCUGGCGCGCCAUUUGCACCUCCAUCCCCUUUCUGGCUUUGCUUGCUGCGCGCUGCUCAGAGACCUAUGGACUGAGCACGCUGCAGGCGGAGAUUCCGUCGUACAUGAAUGGCGUGCUGCAAAUGGACAUUCAAAGCAAUGCCGUCUUCUCCUCGCUGCCCUUCCUCACCAUGUGGAUGAUGUCGUAUGUCUAUCUGAUUAUCGCCGAUGUGCUGCUCCGACGCAAGUGGCUUUCACUUACCUCGGUGCGCAAACUGUUCAACACAAUCGCCUUUUGGCUACCAGCCGCGGGUCUUAUUGCGAUUGGCUUCUUGUCAGAGGAAAAUACCAAGAUGGCCAUUGCCUUGAUGACCAUCAGUGUGGGCAUAAAUGCUGGCUCUACAAUUGGCAGCACGUUAAACACCAUUGAUCUGUCGCCGAAUCAUGCGGGUUUUCUCAUGGGCUUCAGCAAUACGGUGGCCAAUGUGAUUCCCAUUCUCACUCCACUGAUAGCCGGAUUGAUUGUCGUGGAUAAGCACGAUCGUAGUCAGUGGCAAAUAGUCUUUGGCAUCGCUGCGGUCAUUUUCUUCUUUGGCAACUGUGUGUUUCUCAUCUGGGGCACUGCCCAAGCGCAGCCCUGGGAUGCAGAAGACUUUCUCACUGCGAAGGAUACAGAAGCAAACACAAAGCAAGCUCCAAGCGCAGCUCCAGCACUAGCCCCACCCAUCGAUCCCGUGCUGGAGCAGCAGAUUCGAUGGACGGAAAGGUAUACGGCCAAGGCCUUGGACUGAUUUGUGGCAUUGUGAGCGAAUUUUGUUGAUUUAAUCAGUAUUAACAUUAAGCAGGUUGUAAUUUAUUUUAUUUAUAAGUCCAUAAAUGUCUACUUAUUGUUAACUAAAUU